CAUAAUUAAAUUAAUGUGUUGUUCAUAUUUUCUAUAAAUUGUGUAUAACCUCUACUGUGUUAAUAAAAUAUUUUGCUAUAUAAAAGGUUAAGAUAAACUGCAAGUAGUAAAUUUAACAGCAAAUAUGGAUAACAUAAUAAUACGCAAAGCAAAACGUGAAGAUUGUAAAGCUAUUAGAAAUUUAAUACAGGAAUUAGCUGAUUUUGAACGUAUGCCAGAAGGACCUAAAAUUGAUCAUACAGUUCUAGAAAAAGAUGGAUUUGAUGUAGAACAUCCCUUAUUUAUAUGUUAUGUAGCAGAAGUUAAUGGAAAUAUAGUAGGGUAUACAAUUUUUUAUUAUACAUAUUCAACAUGGUGUGGGAAAGCCAUGUAUUUAGAAGACAUAUAUGUAACACCCUUGUAUCGAAAUAAGCAUAUUGGAAGCAAACUGUUAAAAGCUAUUGCUACAGAAGCAACAGAAAACAAAUGUUGUAGACUAGAUUUCUCAGUUCUUGAGUGGAAUCCUGCACAAAAAUUUUACAAAGAUAAAGGAGCACUUAACUUAACAUUAGAAGAAGGAUGGCAUCAUUAUCGUUUUUCAGAUACAGUUUUGAACACCUUAGCUUUAGAUUUCACAUAUCUCUUUUCUCCUUCUGAAUCAUUACUUAAAUCAAAUGCAAUUAAUAAUCUUCCUGAUGUGGAAGAAAAGACACACACAGAUUAUGUUGAAGAUAAGAAUGACGUUGAUUCUGAUGUAUUAUCACAUAGUGAUAUGAGCUGGGGAUCUAUACAUGAUAGAUAUUUCAACUACUUCUACAUCAAGUGUAACUGUUAUUUAAAAUUAAUUUAUAUUGAAAUUAGUAUUGAAAUAAUAAUUCUUCUACUUGUACAGUCUGAUCUUUCAUUUUCAUUACUUCAUCAAGAACCUGUUACUACACAUGAAGACACAAUAAAAUGUGUAACUGAAAGUAGUUGGAGUAGUUAUGCUCUAAAUUCUAAUUUAUGGAAUGAUGAUAAUGCACCUGUUGUAAAAAUAAGACACCUUGAAGAGGUAUUAUUUGAUGAUUUAGAAUUGUGUGGCUUUUUUACAGACAGACUAAUAGGAACUGGAAAAUCAUUUCUGACUAGAUCUCCGGAAAAUGGUCUUUAUGUUCUGAGUAAAUGCAUUAUGAAGAAUAUGUCCCUUUCAAAUAUUACUAUGUUGUAUUAUCAUCGUUACUUGCAAUAUGUCGAUCUUGGAUUCAAUUAUAUCUCAAGUUUAUCUCCUUUGGGAGGAAUACCAUAUUUAAUGUAUUUGAAUGUGGCUCAUAACAGGAUGAAUACUAUUUUAAAUUUUACACCUCCUUGGUACUUAACAUAUGUAAAUUUAUCAUAUAAUUAUAUAUCAGAAAUGUGUGAUAUCAGUAACUUCUGGAGUAUUGUUCAUUUAGAUUUAUCGCACAAUGCAAUUGAAACUAUUUUUGGUUUGCAAAAUUUAAAGUAUUUGAAAUACUUAAAUUUAUCAUACAAUUUAAUUGAAUAUAUCGAGAACUUAGAUAAAUUAAAUAUUCAGGAACUAAAUUUAGAAGGUAAUUGCAUAAUAUCAUUUAAAUCUAUUAUACCUGGUCAAGGGAUAUAUAUUUUACCCCAUUUGAGAGUAAUACGUUUAGGAUACAAUAAAAUAACUACUUUGGAGUUUUUUAAGGAUGCAUAUAGUUUACGUGUGAUAGACUUAAAAUUUAAUAGAAUUAAUGAUUUAUUGGAAUUAUCAAAUCUCAAAGGUUUAAUACUUGAAAUAGAUCUUAGAGGCAAUGGUUGUACAAAAUGGCCUAAUUAUAAAAGUGUAAUUUUGUUUUCCAUACCAAGUAUACACACUAUUGAUGGUAAUCAUGUAUCUACUUCAGAAAAGAUUGCUGCUGCAAUUCUAUUUGUAUCACCAGUGGAAUUAACAGCUGCCCGUACUAUUACAAAAUUAACUUUGUUAGAACAAUUAAGCACACCCAGAAUUGAUCUUCACGUUAAACCUUAUGAUGAAACAAGUCUACCUUUAAUAAUACUUACAGGUCCAUGUGCAGUGAAAAAAGUAUCCUUGGCAUUGCACAUUGCCCAAACAUUUCCAAACAAAAUCAAAUACUGUCGGUGGUAUACUACAAAACAACCAGAAAAUAGCGAUAUCGAAAAUCAAGCUUAUAUUUUUACAAACAGAGAAGAAUUUAAUGACAUGUCUCGUCGCGGUGAAUUUUUAGCAAUUCAAGAAAUGUUAGGGAACAGUUACGGAUUUCAUCACAAUCAGAUUAUUUCUUUGACAUUGCAAAAUAAAAUUGGUAUUACACAAACUGACUUACAUGCAACCAUACAAAUGAGCAAACGGUACUCCAAUGUUAAACCCAUUCUUGUAUUAACGAAAAGUGAAGAUGUUCAUCGUAAUUGGAUACAAGAAAAAUUUGAUAUUAAUACAUGGGUGAAAAGCAGUAAAGAAAAUUCUGUGUCUGCAAAAGCAGACAAAGACAAAGAAGAAAAUUUAUUGGAACCUGCAAACAGUACAUUAAACUUUGUUGAAGAAAUUUUAAAUAAUAUUAUAGAAAAUCUUCAGUUACCUUCAAACAUUCUAUUUACAAUGCCAGAAUAUGACAGUGAAAUGACUGAAAUUAUAUUAAAAAGUAAAUCAUUAUUAUCUAAAAUAGGAAUGAUAGAAAUGGAAGAAAAGAAACGUAUUAAAUUUCAAGAAGAACAACUUGAUUACAUACAGACCGAUUUUGAUAAUUCUACUUUGAACGAGAAAGGAUUACGAGUCAUUUUAGAUGAACAAUCAAAUGUUAUAGUUGAAGAUGAAAAGUUAAAACGUAAAAGGCAUCAAGCAAGGCUUUUACAUCGCCGAAGUACAAUAUUGCAAGCAAUGGGAUCGUUUACAGAUCUCAGUGAAUCAAUAUCUAGUGAAGAAAUAUUAAUAGAACCAUUCCCAGAAACAAAAGAUCCAGAAUUUUUAAAAAAUAUAUACAUCGAUCUCGUAUUAAAAACGAGAAAUAUGUAUUCAAAUUAUCAUAUGGAUAAACCAGGAUUCUUUUCUUUAGUGCUACUAACAGAUCACUACUUUAAAGCAUUUAAUACACUGAUUAAUUUUACUUAUGACUUGUAUUCAAACCAUUCUAUUGAAAAAUCUAAAUUUUUGUCUGAACUUGAUCACUUUUCAACAGUUGCUAUACCAACAAUGGUUGACUCUGUUACUGAUGAGAUAGAACAAUCUUUAUCAACAUCUGUAUUACAAAGAAAAACUUUAUUAAGAAUGUAUGGUGUUACUUCAUGGAAAGAAUUACUGCCAAGUCAAAUGUCAGCAACUUCAAUUAAAUCUAAUGAUUAGUUCAAAGGUAAAUAUCAAUUUAUCUCUUAUUUAGAAUUUUAUUGAUAACAAUUUAUUGGUAUAUAGCCAUUAAUUAUUAUGUAAAAUGAACACAUUGUUUCAGAAAUAUUUUUAUACAAGGAACUCUCAAUUAUAACAUAGAUAUCUAAGAACACAUACUUGUAAUUAUUAUACUUAAUUAUUAUUAAUUUAACUAUAUUUUUUUGCAGAUUUGAUUUGUAUUACAACACCAAAUUUAAAAAAUAUAAUAGGAAUCGUUCAUGUAUAUGAUAAAAAAUAAAUUGAUUUUU
This is a messenger RNA of Osmia bicornis bicornis, 3606 nucleotides long. RefSeq lists its product as uncharacterized. The record is from RefSeq and is a predicted model, not a curated record. Gene Ontology annotation, molecular function: N-acetyltransferase activity; protein binding. Lineage: Eukaryota; Metazoa; Arthropoda; Insecta; Hymenoptera; Megachilidae. Bases 125 to 3316 code for a protein of 1063 amino acids. The transcript has 17 exons.